Molecule: messenger RNA, 945 nt
Organism: Angiostrongylus costaricensis
Lineage: Eukaryota; Metazoa; Nematoda; Chromadorea; Rhabditida; Metastrongylidae
Source: the annotation of a GenBank genome assembly
AUGGGCCUCCACUUGCUUUCUAUAGCACUAAUUCUCAAUCUGCUUCAUUCGUUGAGCACACAACGAGACAAUGGGAUUGUAGGAGAUCCAAUCGUUGACUGCGCGGAUAGUUACUUCGAGGUUUUAUUCGAGACUCGAAAGCCUUUCCAAGGUUUGGUAUUUGUGAAAGAUCAUCUAGAGGAUCCUCAUUGUCGCAGUUUUCCAAGCAACUCCAUCAAUCCACAAAACGCCAGCCUUCGCCUCACCUUCAAAGAAUGCGGCGUUGAACGACGUAUUUCGACUUCACCGCGCGGAGUUUUUCUGUCCACAUCAAUCAUAGUCGCCUUCAAUUUCGAUUUCCUAACGAAAGUGGAUCGAGUAUAUAGAGUGCAGUGUUUCUACAUGGAAAUGGAACGACGUGUCGAAAAGGAAAUUAUCAUAAACAUGCCACCUCCAACACUUCAUAUGAAGCAAGUUCCGAUGCCAGUUUGUACAUAUGAAGUUUUGGACGGUUCACCCAGUGGAAAACCUGUCUACUACGCUAGUGUGGGGCAAAUGGUUUAUCACAAGUGGAAAUGUGAAGCGGAACAAAAGGAUGCGUUCUGUAUGGUUGUACAUUCAUGCUUUGUUGACGAUGGAAACGGUGAACGAGUGCAACUUCUUAACGCAAGAGGCUGUGCAAUGGACAAGUAUUUAUUAACAAACUUGGAGUAUCCUGAGGAUCUGUUGGCUGGACGAGAAGCUCACGUUUACAAGUAUGCAGAUCGAGAUAACAUGUACUUUGAUUGUCAAAUUACGCUCCGAAUUAAAGAGCCUGGAACAGAGUACUGUGAGAACGCCCUCUGCAUGAGCAACUUUGGUCUGGUUGUCGUAGGUGUGUUCAACAUCACUAUUAUUCUGAUUUCUGCAACGAUUUUGCUGCUCGCAGCUCGUCUUCAUGCAUUAAAUAAGAAACUACAGUGCUAG